Daldinia caldariorum is the source of this 1546-nucleotide messenger RNA. RefSeq names its product glycoside hydrolase family 16 protein. The record is from RefSeq and is a predicted model, not a curated record. Bases 354 to 1505 code for a protein of 383 amino acids. Gene Ontology annotation, biological process: carbohydrate metabolic process. The transcript is spliced from 2 exons. Gene Ontology annotation, molecular function: hydrolase activity, hydrolyzing O-glycosyl compounds. NCBI's taxonomy places the organism in Eukaryota, Fungi, Ascomycota, Sordariomycetes, Xylariales, Hypoxylaceae.
GGCCACCCAUCCAUAUUUCGGCACUGAGGAACGCACUCGAAAGCCUUAGGUGACCUCGUUCCUGUGUUGGUAUCUUAGCCUAUGCAUUCAAGGAGGGACGAACUGAUUAUUAUUUCUAUCUUGCGUAUUCUUCUCCUUUGGCUCAACUUCUCUUGCUUCUCUCUCAUAUACGAAAUUUCCACUACACGUAAUCUUGAAGAUCCCCAGUCUCGAGGCAAGGCUAGCUUUUCUUAAGUCGGCGUAAAUUACACGCGAAUUUUGGAUAUUGUUGCGCCGAGUAAGUUGGAUAAGCUACAACUGGGUUAUAUAUAUACAUAUAUAUUCAUAGGUGGAUUUAGAACGAGGACGUCGUGAUGGUUUACUCAAGAUUCUCCCGGCUACUUGUGGUCGUCUUCGGCUUGGCACCGUUAUCCCUUGCCGCUUUCCAGGAAGUCAGCAAUGACCAAUGCAAUUGCUUUCUCACAAACGGAAGCAGAGCAGACUUCUUCACGACCCAUAAAUUCUUUGACUACCGGGAGAAAACCAAAUAUGCUUCCGUGCCGAGCCUCAUCGAUGAUCCCGAUGAUAGCAGUGACGCCGGCCCGGUCAACGACUACUUCUAUUCCAAGGAGUGGGCUGAUAGUUGGUCGAUACAAAAUUGGACCAACGUAGGCUCGUUCCCUAGCAACGUGAGCGACGCGACGGCGUUAAUGGUCAAUUCGCGCAAUAACGUCUAUUUUGAAAAGAACAACGAUGAGAAUGCCGACUCGAGCACGUUCCUAACAAUGAGGACGGCACGGUUGGAUAAUUUUCAGACGGCGUCUGAGUUUGAGUCAACAAUUGAAAACUAUCACUACCUAUCGGUUAGAAUGUACGCCAGGACGAUUGGCGCGCCUGGUGCAAUCACCGCAAUAUUUACUUACAAAGAAAUCGCCAACAAUAGCGAUCUUGCAACAGUCCAAGAGUCAGAUUUGGAAAUCAGAACAAUUGAUCCUUCCAAUCGCAUCCAAUAUACAAACCAGCCAUCCUACUCCGCCAUGGGCCCAGAUGUCCAGGAAACAACUAAGAACGUUACGAUUCCACAGGAGAGAGACUGGACAAACUGGGCAGUCUAUCGAAUGGAUUGGAGCCCCGAAGCUACCACUUGGUACAUCAACGGUGAUGAGGUCGCCUCGAUUUCCUUCCAGACGCCCCGCGAUCCGAGCCUUCUCGUCCUCAAUGCAUGGUCAGAUGGCGGAUCCUGGUCAGGAAACAUGAGCGUAGGCGAGGCGGCCUACCUUCAGAUCCAAUGGAUCGACAUCGUCUACAACAUAACCGACUCUUCGGAUUCGAACGACACAACCGACUCUCAGAACUCGAAGAGAGACGAGCAAUCCUGCAUCAACAUCUGCAGCAUCGACGAGACGGAUAAGAUAGGCACCCAGGUAUUACUGACAGGCGGCGCUUCGAGCAUCCUAGGCAACAUGGGAAGCUACGCCGGCAUCAUCUCCUGGGUCUGUGUAUUGUCUAUGGUUACGACCUUCUGAUAGAUGGGGAGGUGUAGUUGGUGGGGUAUAUGGAAUAGGGG